GCCCUUGGUAUCAGCUCCUGUUUUCCCUUCCCUCCCCCAUAGAUUUCUCCUUAACAUAAGUACAGUCAGUCCAACACCAUGUAGCCUCACUCUCUGGGUGUAGCCUUCAUUCCUCCCCUGCCUGCAAGAACAAAACCGUAUUCCUGCUGAUUUCUCCAAGUUGAUCAUCUUCUAUAGUCUCAGGCCUUUUAAAAAAAAUAGUAUUUUAGUGUGUUUUCGGUGAAAGUUGACACAACUAAGAUUCCCAUUUGGCAAUUUGUACAAAGAACUUUCAGUCCCCUUAGUAACGUUUUCCACAAUGUAUCAACAUUUUUUUUAAUGCAUUCCAUUUGCCUCCAUUUGUCUUAUCUUACCGUGAGAGUAUGUGUUGACCUGGUCUAGAGGGGGUUUUCAAUUGAGCACCGUAAUCAUAUCUCAUCUUGAUGCUGCAUGCAAAUUGUUAUUUCACUAAAAGGACAUCAAAUCAUUUUUUAAAAGUAUCUUUAUGUUAAUACCUAUGCUGUGAAGUACCAUUCUUGUUGACUAUAUAUUAAAAUGAUCAUUAAAUAUUAACAAAGGCAAAAAAAAAGUUUUGUUAUAGCUAACCCUUUCUCUCCUUUCUUUUCCCCCUGUUCUUCCCCUUGAUGCAAACUCGCCUUUAGAUUCUUGCAGCAUUUAUAAUCUGACCUCACAAGUUAGAUUGUACAAUUGGUAUGUGAACUCUUUGAGGGGGGGGUGUCUUAAAUCCUCAUGAUAGGUACCACAGUACAGGACUGAUUGCUACUAGUAAUUACCAAUAAUAGACACUAAUAAACAAAAAUGGGUACUAGUAAAUGGUAAGUACUAGUUUGGAAAUAAUUGAUUUGAUACUUUGUCAUAUGGGUUACAAUAUUGCAUGCUACCAUUUAUAAAGUGCUUAGAAAAUGAAUAAAAACCAAACCCACGGCCAUUAAGUCAAUUCUGACUCAUACCAACCCUAUCUGUGUAGCAUUUCCAAAGCUGUAAAUCUUUAUUGGAGCAGAUAGUUUCCGCUCUCUCCCAAGAAGUAGCCCCUGAGUUCGAACCACUAACCUUGUGGCUAACAGUCAAACCUGAUAGCGUCACCAAGAGUCCUUGAAGAGUCCUUGAAAGUUAUCAUUAGAUUUUACCUUUUCAAAUUUCCACUAAACCUCAAUGUGAGGACAUGAAAUUAACCUUUAUCCAUUUCAUCAAUUGGUGGAAAUGUUCUAUACACUGUCCACUAUGAUAGCCACUAGCCACAUGUGAGCGUUUACAUUUAAUUUGAACUAAAAUGUCAAAUACAGCUUCUCAAUAGCACGAUCCACAUUUUAAGUGGCGAGUGGCAACCAUGUUUGACAGGCAACAUGGAGUAUUUCCAUCUCUGCAGAAAGCAACAGGACUGAACAGAAAACCCAGGACAGAGCUUAGUGGUUUUGGGAGCGUUUACUGGAUGAGUGGAGAGCAAGCUGACCUUCAGAAGAGUGACAUCACAAAGCAAUGGCUCACAAUGGCUGCAGAACACCUGGAAUUCCGGACUGCUCUCCCUAACUCAUUUCCAGGUUCCUGAAGCCUCUGCACAUGUAGUUCCUGGAGCUGCAGUUAUCUUAAAAUGUCAACAUUGCUGUCUUCAUCCUGGGAAGACAUUAUAGAUACUCUCUCUCUCAGCACAGUAUGGAAUUGGCUACAAGCAACUCUUCUGGGAGAAACUAGUGAGCCCCAGCAAACACAUUUGGGGAUACUACAUAGUAUUGCUCCGGCUGUGCAAGUUUUCCUGAGGAUUUGCUUUUUUAUCUUGUUGACAAUAGGAUUAUAUGCCUUAUCGAAAAGAAGUAUUCGGUCAAUUCAGAGAAUAUUAUUGUUUAUAACCACACUCUACAAACUUUACAAGAAGGGCUCAGAUUUUUUUCAGGCUUUAGUGUCCAACUCGGAAGCAAACAUUUUCUCAACUCACGAAAAUAAAAAUCUGUUCCUGUCCUUGGGUCUACAAGAGAAAAUCUUGAAAAAACUCCAGAUGGUGGAAAGCAAAGUCAGAGACCUGGAGGGGAUGAUCAUUUCUCAAAAGCCUGCUUCUAAGAAAGAGUGCUCCUCUGAGCCCUACUGCAGCUGCUCUGACUGCCAGAGCCCCCUGGCCACAUCAGGGUUCACCUCCACGUCUGAAAUGUGAUGGAUUCCACUCUUCCAGGAAAGCACUACUUCCCUCGUGUA
Molecule: messenger RNA, 2184 nt
Organism: Echinops telfairi (small Madagascar hedgehog)
Lineage: Eukaryota; Metazoa; Chordata; Mammalia; Afrosoricida; Tenrecidae
Gene: TMCO2
Product: transmembrane and coiled-coil domains 2
Exons: 2
Coding region: 1589-2143 (184 amino acids)
Cellular component (GO): nucleus
Source: RefSeq, a predicted model, not a curated record